CACACCAGUCAAUCAAUGCAAUCGCGCCAAAAAGAAAAAGUCAAAACCAAAGACGUCAACCGAGAUGGUGGAGAAGCCAUCACACGCAGCAGACGUUCAUAUAACUGAGGAAACUCGCGAAAACUGUAUUGAUUGGUUAGUACUCACUCUUUCGUCUUGGGGUUUUCCAAUUUUCCUUCACCGGUUGAUGAUCUCACACACUUUCUACGCACUCCACAAUCUUUUGGUACGCUGUAUACACUUCGUGUUUGACAAGUUUUGUUCAGAAACUAUACUAAAUUUACUUGAGACAGGUUUUUUCUGCAAGCUUCUAUUAUUAAAUCACAAAUUUGACAACACAGCAAACUAUCGUUCACAUAUUACCUCUGUGACUUCUGGAGGCACCAAGAAAACUGAGGGAGAAAUUUUUCGCACGAGUUUUGUUCAGGGUGUGCGAGAUGCACACUUUGUGAUGCUGCCGCAAAAGGUAGUAGACGAUUGA
Anastrepha ludens (Mexican fruit fly) is the source of this 481-nucleotide messenger RNA. RefSeq lists its product as uncharacterized. The record is from RefSeq and is a predicted model, not a curated record. NCBI's taxonomy places the organism in Eukaryota, Metazoa, Arthropoda, Insecta, Diptera, Tephritidae. Bases 65 to 481 code for a protein of 138 amino acids. The transcript is spliced from 2 exons.